AUGCCUCGAGUGUCUGCCUUACCUCUCGUUGCAGAUGUGGAAGCCUAUGUGUGGAUGGAGGAUGUGGUUAUCCUGGCCGCCUGGUGCGUUUUUAGGCUGCUCCUGCUGCUCCCAUUUGUACCCGGGGAGGCACGUAAUCCUUGUUGCUUAAGCAUCCCAGCUGAACUAAUCAAGGCAGAUGGUGAACAUAUGACGUGGGGUCUGCAUUGUACCAUACCCCUUGACCUGUUGAAGGGUGUAGUCGUCCCCUUCUGGAAAUGGAAAGGGGAUCGAUGUGACUGCAGUAAUCACCGAGGUAUUAUUACACUGCUCAGUAAACCAGGUACUCGAUCUCAUCCUUUUGAGACGUAUCAGAGCUCGCCUGCUGAGGCACCAGAGUUCACAGGAGAUAGUAUGCUGGCGGAACGAGUCACUGAAGAGCUCCAUCAUGAGUUCGGGCAUGGGCAUUGUGAAUCAAUCUGUGAGAUCCUGAGAUUAAGAGGAAAACUAACAAGGAUUUUUGGAUUACCAGCAAGCCUUUACACCGGUACUGAAAGUACUGUAAAGUAUAGCGGAGCUUCAUCCUUAUUGGUUCAGAUUGAC
Molecule: messenger RNA, 582 nt
Organism: Penaeus vannamei (Pacific white shrimp)
Lineage: Eukaryota; Metazoa; Arthropoda; Malacostraca; Decapoda; Penaeidae
Source: RefSeq, a predicted model, not a curated record